AUGUUGUUAAAACAACUUAGUAGCAUUAGGUAUUUGGCACGCCAGGCCCAGAGCUUGCAAGGGAAAACUGAAAUUGAGAGCAACUUACACCAGCUGCUAAAAUUAAGAGCAAAGGAUGUUCCUGAACUAUUGGAGUGGAUUGACAACGGAAGAUAUCUCAGUCAUGACAUUAUAAACGAGUUGAUUAACAUGAUGGGCAAUGCAGUCCUGAGGUCUAUAGUCGCAGACCUACGUAAAGAAUCACAGUUAUUUAGCCUUAUUGCAGACGAGUCUAGAGACAUAAGCAACAAGGAACAAUUAACAUGUGUUUUGCGUUGGAUAUCUACAACCAACUUAUCCGUCCACGAAGAUUUCCUCG
Molecule: messenger RNA, 358 nt
Organism: Paramuricea clavata
Lineage: Eukaryota; Metazoa; Cnidaria; Anthozoa; Malacalcyonacea; Plexauridae
Source: the annotation of a GenBank genome assembly